GGAAAGUUGAGGAAAACCGGUGAUUCGGGCUGAGUAAGAGACAAUAACAAGGUUUCAUUUUUCAAGAGGCACUGACGACCAUAGAACUCUCCGAAAACGAUGGCAGAACAAGACACACAGGGGGUUAAAGGAGUAUUAGAGCGACUGAAGGAAAACAUUGCGAAACUUCAACCUUCAUUUGAAGAAGUUGUUGCCGAGCAGGCCGAGAUGUUGAUUGGUGACGAGAGGAAAAAACUCCGAAAAGAAUAUAAAGCCGAGUGCAAGGAUUUCCUGCGCGAGCUGAAAGAAGUGAAAAGCGAAACAGAGGGGUGUAUCACUGAUAUUGACAGAAAUACUCGGAAGUGUAUUCAUGAGGUCAAUCGGGAGAUGGACGAAAAAUUCAGAGUUGUUAUUCGUCGAGAAAGGCUUAAGAGGAGUAAAGAACUUGACGAAAUCAGAGUAGAAACUAAAAAUAAUACCCUCGCUGAACUCUUCAACCCGUGCAAUAAAUAUCAAGUCAUGAAAAUUUCUGUAAGUUCGGAUUUUGUUUCGAAGAGCGCGCCGAGAUGCGCAAGUUGUGGUAAAGAGAGCGUAUGGUUGUGUUUCUGCGGAGGUUGCAAAAUUACCAGAUAUUGCGACGAAAAAUGCCAGGAAGCUGACUGGGAGAACCACAAGAACACCUGCAUAGGAUUAAAUAGUAACUAAGAGAAAGAGAAAGCUAUGUAACUUUAA
Stylophora pistillata is the source of this 711-nucleotide messenger RNA. RefSeq lists its product as uncharacterized. The record is from RefSeq and is a predicted model, not a curated record. Lineage: Eukaryota; Metazoa; Cnidaria; Anthozoa; Scleractinia; Pocilloporidae.